Molecule: messenger RNA, 5040 nt
Organism: Falco peregrinus (peregrine falcon)
Lineage: Eukaryota; Metazoa; Chordata; Aves; Falconiformes; Falconidae
Gene: FBLN1
Product: fibulin 1
Exons: 17
Coding region: 669-2780 (703 amino acids)
Biological process (GO): extracellular matrix organization
Cellular component (GO): extracellular region
Molecular function (GO): peptidase activator activity; calcium ion binding
Source: RefSeq, a predicted model, not a curated record
GGGAGGAAAAAAAGAACUUCCCCCGCCCCCCUCCCGGUGAAUUUCAUUGAAAGAUUCUAGAAUAUCACUUCUUCUUAAAAUCCUUUUUAUUGACGAAAGCUGGGUUGCAGUAAAAUUCACGGGAAGACAGAGAACGGGGAUUGAAAAUCUCCCCUCCAGAGGUUAAACCUUCCCUUCUCUGCUAGGUGGUUUCUUUUGUUUUGUUUUGCUUUGCCUUUGUUUGUGGCUUUCUCCUCCUUGGCACCGAGAGAAGUCGCUGCAUUUCUCCUUCGCGGAAUCAGUCACGCCGGCCCUAGGUUCACGCUGAGUAUCUGUAAAGUUUCCGAGCUAAAAGGAGUCACUUGCACAGCGUGUGGGGGGCGGCGGGCAGAGAGGUAGGGGUAUCAGAAGCAACGGGGUCUUUGCCUCCCAGCUCUGGUGGCGGCUCUGUUCUGCUAAGCACUUGCAGGCAGUAUAAUUAACCGGAUAGGCAGUGAAUUAAAUCUUUGUAAAGCCCACCGAGUGGGGGGGUCCUGCGAGCUCCUUUCCAACCGGUCUCAGGCGGCUGGGAUAACAUCAGAAACAGCGGCAGCGAGCGAAAAGGGGGGAGCCGGCUGGACGCUGCUGCAGGAGAGCCAAGCUCCCGGGCGGUGCGAGUGCUCCCGCCGGCGGGGAGCUGCGGCCGGCAGAUGGACAACCUCCGCGGGGCCCGGCCGCUGCGGCUGCUCUUGCUCCUGGCGCUGGUGCCUUCGCUGCGGGGCCAAGAUCUUUCAAUGGAAGAGUGCUGUGACAAGGGUAUCGAAUGGGCAAAUAAAAACAGAAUAUGUACUUCUCUACCGUUAAUAUCCGAGUCCAGAGAAUGCAGCAUGACGCAGGUGCAGUGCUGCCGCAGUCAGCUGGAGAAGCAGUACUGUUCAGACGGGAUGGAAUUUGCCAAUGUGCGCGAGGACUGUGAUUCACAUAUUGGUGACAAUUCCACCUGUGAAGCUGAGUACUUUAAGACAUGUUGUUACUGUUGCUUGCUGGGAAAGGCUGCCCAAAUUCAAGGACAGAGUUGUGAGCCCAGCCUGAAGAUAGGAUACCAGUGUGGAAUUGUAUUCAGAGCUUGCUGUGUGAAGGGUCAAGAAGGCCUUGAUAUGUCCAUCAGCGAUGAUGCUCCUAAAAAGGAGCAAGUUGAAAUUUCAAAGGAGGAACUAGACCAAGAAGAUCCUUAUCUGCAUGAUGGCUGCAGAGGUGGUGGUCCCUGUUCUCAACAGUGCAGAGACACAGGAUCCAGUUACGUCUGCUCGUGCUUUGUUGGGUAUCAGCUUCAGCCAGAUGGUGUCAACUGUGAAGAUAUUAAUGAGUGUAUCACGGGGACACACAGCUGUGGGAUUGGACAAACCUGUGUCAAUACAUUAGGAUCCUUCCGCUGUCAGCGGGACACGAGCUGUGGAACUGGUUACGAACUAACGGAUGACAGUCGUUGCAAAGAUAUUGACGAAUGUGAGACUGGUACUCAUAACUGCCCCCCCGAUUUUAUCUGUCAGAAUACUCCAGGAUCUUUCCGUUGCCGACCCAAGCUACAGUGCAUGAAUGGGUUUAUACAAGAUGCACUAGGCAACUGUAUUGAUAUCAAUGAAUGCCUCAGCACCAACACGCCAUGCCCAGCUGGACAGAUAUGUAUCAACACUGAUGGUUCAUAUACCUGCCAGCGAAUCUCACCCAGCUGUGGUCGAGGUUAUCAUCUCAAUGAAGAUGGAACAAGAUGUGUAGAUGUGGAUGAGUGCUCAUCCUCUAAUCAGCCUUGUGGAGAAGGACAUGUUUGCAUAAAUGCUCCAGGCAAUUACCGUUGUGAGUGCAAAUCUGGCUAUUCUUUUGAUGUCAUCAGUAGAACUUGUAUCGAUAUCAAUGAAUGCAGACGCUAUCCAGGCCGCCUUUGUGCUCACAAGUGUGAAAAUACUCCUGGUUCCUAUUACUGCACUUGUACUAUGGGAUUCAAACUUUCGACUGACGGCAGGUCAUGUGAAGAUUUAAAUGAAUGUGAGAGCAGCCCCUGUAGUCAAGAGUGUGCUAACGUGUAUGGUUCCUAUCAGUGUUACUGCCGCCGUGGCUUUCAACUUAGUGACAUAGAUGGGAUUUCAUGUGAAGAUAUUGACGAAUGUGCUUUACCUACUGGAGGGCAUAUCUGUUCCUUUCGAUGUAUCAAUAUUCCUGGGAGCUUUCAGUGUACUUGCCCCUCCACUGGUUACAGGUUGGCACCCAAUGCACGAAAUUGCCAAGAUAUUGAUGAAUGUGUUGCAGAAAGCCAUAACUGCUCUUUCAAUGAGACCUGCUUUAACAUCCAGGGGGGCUUUCGCUGUCUGUCUUUGGAAUGCCCAGAAAACUACCGCAAGUCAGGAGAUACUGUCAGACUUGAAAAGACAGACACUAUCCGUUGCAUUAAGUCUUGUCGACCAAAUGAUGUCAGCUGUGUGUUGGAUCCGGUCCACACAAUUUCCCAUACUGUCAUUUCGCUGCCCACGUUCAGAGAAUUUACAAGACCUGAAGAGAUUAUUUUUCUUCGUGCCAUCACACCUACAUAUCCAGCCAACCAGGCAGAUAUCAUAUUUGACAUAACAGAAGGAAAUUUAAGAGAUUCCUUUGAUAUCAUCAAGCGUUACAUGGAUGGUAUGACAGUGGGUGUAGUUCGCCAAGUGAGGCCUAUUGUUGGACCUUUCCAUGCCAUCCUGAAACUGGAGAUGAACUACGUCAUGGGUGGAGUGGUAUCUCAUCGUAACAUCGUCAAUGUUCACAUCUUUGUCUCUGAGUACUGGUUCUAAGAGAGCAUUUAAAAUCCCAGACAAGCAAGCUGCUCCAACCUAAAUCAUUACCACAAACUAUUAUGUCAUAUACUUGUUUGUAAAACCCAAUACUGUUUUUUUUGUUGUUUUAUUUUGAAAUAUUUGGUUUAUAGUUUAAGACAAAUAACAAGCUAUUAUGUUGAUUAGACAUAGGGUGGAGCAAAUUAAAUGAGCCUGAUGUAGUCUGUAUAAAUAAGUAGCGUGUAAAAGUGCCCAGCUACCUAGUGAAAUUUAAAACUUCUCUAAAUGUUUAGGCAGACCUUAACUAUUGCUCCUUGGCCAGAUAACCAGAGUGACUGAGGAUGUGGAAUGAAAUAGAUGUCAGAGUUCACUGGGAUGAACAUUUGGUAUCUUUGGAUGGGAGAAGUUUGGUAAGGAUUAGUAAUUUUGCCUUAAUAUUAACUACCUUGAAGGAAUCACAGAAAGUGCUAAACAUUCGCUUUUGGGCCCCAAUAGGUUAACUCUGAAUAGGCGCCCAGAAUUGCUAAUAAUUUCUGAAAAGUUUAGCCUAGAUACUUAGAAAGCUAUGGCUACAAGAGGAAGUGCAAAAGGAAUUAGAAACAAUAACAGGCUAACAAGCUAUUGCACAUAUUAAAAAAUUACUCCUUUUUUUGUACUUACUAUUUGAUUGUAAGAUUAUGUUUGGUUCUAAUUAAACAAGUACCUCUCAUUGAAAUUAACCUGUUACAAGGAUAAGGCAUAUUGCUUAAAUUCCAGUCUCAUCUGUACCCAGGAAUACAUGGGAAACUCAGACCUAUAUCUCCUGUCUAUUAUAGAGUAAAGCUCCACAACUUCUUAAAAUUGGUAAUAAAAUCAGCAUGUUAAACUUUACACUUCCUAUGCACCAAAUCAAGGCAUAUGUAAUAAUAUAAUGAAACUCUCACAAAUAAAUGAAUGUUUAAUGUGUUAUCUGGGUAUCAAAGUUAACGCAUCUUUUUUAAUACAGAACAGAAAAUAAAUAGCUCCAUUUUCAGUUUGUUAAGAUAUGAGGAAAUAAAGUAAGACAGAUGGGAAAUACUAAGAAGUAAGCUAUGGUUUCUGCUUGCCAGAAAAAUUGUGUGAUAUAUCUCUUGUAAACAAAUCAGUUAUAUAUAUAUAUAUACAGAUUCCCAUUUCAUUGGUCAUUAUUGGCACUAGGCAUUUGUCUCUUCCUUUUAUACAGAAGCCCCUGAAGUUUAAGAGAAUCUCUCCAUUUACAGGUAUGAUCUUUGAAUAGGAAUAAUAAAGAUUAUCCUCUCUGAUCCAUUGCAACUUUAUGGUCCAAAAGACCAUAGCAACUUUACUGUAUAUGUACAGAAGUCUUCAUUCUGUUCUCUGUGGCAGGGAUACUUCUUUGCCUGCAGCAUCCUUACUUCUUAAAUUAAGAUUUUAUGAUAACAGACUCUCAUAAAUAAAAUUUGACUAAAGGAUACCCUCAUGACGGUAUUUGUUCCCCUCACACAGAGCAUUCCAGCCCCACAGCCUGGUGUUUAAGAUGCCAUCAGCUUAAAAAGUGUUCAGUGCUGUCAGUGGCUUCCUCUACAGUCCUUAAAAUUUCAAUGAAUAAUUACCAUAUUUCUGUGGAAAAAUGAUGUGAAGCAGAUGUAUUUGUAGCAGGUGACCUUCCAUCAUUCAAAUAACUGAUGGAGAUUUUGGAAAACUCCAGAUUACAGGAGAUACUGUUGACUUCAGGAAUUUGUAGCCUAUAUAAGUCUGAUUUAGACUGGAAAGUAAAACAUUUUAUUACGCUAACAGACUCCAAGAAGAGGAGGAUGAAAGACUCUCCUGAUAUCAUCACGUUCUUUUUCUUGCCAGUGUGGGAAAAGUGAGUAGCCUCAGUACCAAAAAUACAAAAAAUGUUUCCAUCUGAUUUUCUAGACUGUAAUUUUUGAUUCUUUAGUUCCUCUGUAAGUGCUAUUUAGUUGCAGUGAAAAGAACUUAGGGACAGCAGAAAUCUAAUUUUAGGAUCAAACUGAUGAACAAACUAAUUCACAAACUUCUCCUUUCUGUAAAGGAGAAACUACAUACCACCACAGACACACACCUCUCCCCUUCUUCUGUCUGCAUUUUUGGGUAAAAAUGGCAUAAAGCAUGAUUACCACUACUUCCUGGAAAACUGUUUUCCUACAUUGUCCCAAGUAAUCUUUGAAAAUUGCAAGCAGCUUUUUAAAUAGUCCUGAUGUCAUAUGAGAACAUUGAUCCAGUAGAUUAUUUCAUGGUUUGUGUAUAAUAAAUUAAAGAGUGCUUAGUGCCAUGGUCA